This is a messenger RNA of Patella vulgata (common limpet), 6027 nucleotides long. RefSeq names its product caspase-2. Bases 185 to 1786 code for a protein of 533 amino acids. The transcript has 10 exons. The record is from RefSeq and is a predicted model, not a curated record. Lineage: Eukaryota; Metazoa; Mollusca; Gastropoda; Patellidae. Gene Ontology annotation, biological process: regulation of apoptotic process; proteolysis. Gene Ontology annotation, molecular function: cysteine-type endopeptidase activity.
CUAGCUGUUUUCAACUGAAUGUGGAAAGGGUCUGGUAAAACUGGACUUCUUUACACGCUUAAUUGGCGCCAAACGAUACCCCACGAUUAUUGCGUAUGGUGUUAUGUACCGUUAAAUUGAGAAUGUACAGCCCUGAUGGUCUAGCCUAGCUAAUUAUUCGUAAAACUUGAUUCAAUGAUUGAAGAUGGAUCCCAAACAUCGAGAUCUUUUGAUACGGAAGCGUUCAGAACUGGUGGAGAAUUUAAACACCAACGAUGGUCUGUUUACUCAGCUUAUAACCCGCAAAGUUUUAAAUCAACGAAUGGUCAGAACGAUCAGGAAUGGUCGAAGUCCAGAUGAACAAUCCGAAGAAUUAUUAGAUAUUUUACCGAAACGUGGUCCCGACUGUUUCGACAAAUUUUGUGAAGCUCUGAUAGCCGAUGACCAAGAAAGUAUCGUGACUGAGUUUUUGAAACCUAAAUCCAGUGUACAAGUUUCGAACGAGGAACUCCGAGGGGUCAAGAGAACACGAUCCCUGUCGCCAACACAACUUUUUAUCAAAAAUACCAAAGAAGGAGAUAUAGCCCUAAAAUAUGUUUCACAGUAUGGGAAUCCAGAAAGAUUGCUACUUGCCUCCAAAAGACCUUAUAUGGUGAACGAGCAAGUUUUUUUGACAAAACAUUAUAUAUUAGAUCCACGGGCUUCCAUGAGUCAAACUCCUAAUUCUCAAUUUAUUCCUGUUCCAACACAAAAUCAUCAACAGUGUACAGAAACUGUUUCUCCUUCAAUGGAGAAACUCGCACGAUGUGAUAGUAUAGAUACCAUGAGGAAUUUGAUACCUAGAAGAGAUUCGCAAUCAACAGAGAGUGAAAUCAAGAGAGAUAACUCUAGAGUAGAAAAUGAUUCAUAUGUUUCAGUGAUAAGAAGAGAAGUCGUAUCAAAUGAACAGCGUGUAAUAUGUGAUAAUAUGGUUGAUAAUGAUAUAGAUCUAACAGAUGGACCUGUUAAUGUAUGUGUAGAAAGUUCAACCAGGCAGUUCUUUAUAGAGAAUCAAAGACAGUCAUAUCCUAUGAAAAAAUUACCACGAGGUGAAGCGUUAAUAAUUAACGUUAAUGAGGUGACAGGUAAACCCCCGAGACGGGGAACUGAUAUCGACAGAGAUAAUAUCCAUUUUCUUCUCCUUCAACUACAUUUCAAUGUGACGGUAUAUAAUGAUACUGAUGGUCUGACUGCAAGGGAAAUCCUGGAAAAAGUCACCAACUUUUCAAAAUCGGAGAAACAUGAAGAAAGUAACGCAUCUUUUAUUUGUUUGUUGAGUCACGGAGAAGAAGGGUAUAUUUACGGAACAGAUGGAGAGAAGAUUGUGUUAGACUAUGUUUUCUCGUUGUUUGAUAAUAACAGAUGUAGCGGAUUACGUGGAAAGCCGAAGAUAUUUAUAAUACAGGCAUGUCGAGGAGAAACGUUUGAUCGUGGUGUAAGUUUAGAUGAAACAGAUGGUAGUCCAGUGGUGAAACAAGUUCCCACUUUAUCCGACAUGAUUAUUGGCUAUCCUACACAGGCUGGAUAUUAUGCAUGGAGAAAUCGUGAACGAGGUAGUUGGUAUAUUGAAGCCAUUGUUAAAGUUUUCAUGAAGCACGCUAAACAUGACGAUAUCUGUACUUUAUUCAACAGAGUAAAUGCUGUUGUAUCGAAGAAAAUUUCGCGAACACCAACCAUACACAUGGAUCAGAUGUCACAGAUGUCCGAAUAUAAAAGCUCACUACGAAUGCCACACGUUUAUCUCUUUCCUGGAAUAGGAUCAGGCUGAAAGAUAUGGAUCAUGUAUCAGAAUAUAACAGAAGCUUCCAUCCUUCAAUCUGCAGCUAUCAAUCAUUUUUGCUUUUAAACAUUUUUGUAUUCCCCUAUUUUAUUGCUCAUUUCAUUUUAAUUCAUUCUUUUCUUAUGCAUGAUUAAUCAGGUUCAGGGUUUCAAUUUCCUGGAUUAUUUAGAUAUGAUCGUGUUGUUUAUUUGAUCAGAAUUAGCUCAGUACUUGCAGUGAAAAGUGUAUUUUUAGAAAGGGCUACCCCGUAACUAUUUAUAGCAGGACGAGGUGAUCUUUAAAUAUGGCCGACCUGCCCACAGAUUAAGCCAUGGACUUUGGGGGCUGCAGGCCAGGAUCCUCCUUCAGCUGGUAAGCCUCCGGGGAUUAAGUAAAAAAUGCUGGGUCUUGUGAUCGUUAUUUAAGGGAAAUUGAAGCCGUUGUAAACUACAAUAUUGUGAAAGUUGAAUAUGAGUUCAGUAUUUGUCAAUAUUAGGCCUACUCUGCAGAUGAUAAUUCGAUUGAUAUUUUAAUUAAAUGUUAAACACACAUUAUUCAAGAGCUAAAUCUGCCUAUUGCAGGCUGAAAUGUUAUAUAAACUAUUAACUAGAUAUUUAUUAACAUUCAUGACAAGACCAUAAUCAACUCUCGAUGUCAAAGCUAGCCUGCCAUCUGAUUUGAAUCUGAUCUGCAGUCUAAAGACCGUUCAUGAUUUACCGUAACAACGGUAACAAUAACAAUCGAGGCUACAGUGUUUUUUAAAUUAGUAUUUCUCAGCUAAGAUUGGAGUAAUUUGAAUCAAAUUUUCAGCAUAUUCCUGUUACAUUAUCUAUAUUUUAACUAUUUUAGCAAGGACUGUCAGUUCUUUAUCUAAUCUUCCAUAAUGCUGCUUUAAAUGAUUAAUGAGAGUAUAUUAUAGUGCGGAUUAAGGCAUGAAACUUGGUGAUCAGCACGUUUAACUUCUGAUGAACCAAAUCGUGCUAUAUAACCAUAAAGUGAAGUAAUUUGACUGAAAUUUUCAGUACAUUUUUUUUCAUUAUCUAUUUUUUAACUAUUAUAGCGAGAACUGUCAGCUCUUUAUCUAAUCUUACCUAAUGUCCCUUUAAGCCAGUUGUUCUCAACCUUUUUUUGCCAAGGUCACAUCUUGAAACACAUAAAAAAAUAGUGGCACACCUGGCUAAAUAUAUAUGAAAAAUAUUUGAAUUUUUCAAAAUAAAAGCAUGGCAAGUCAGACGGUAUAAAACAGACAGAGACUAGUCAUAGACACAUAGAAUGAUUCAAACUAAAUAAAGAAAAACACAGCUAUGAACUUAUCAGUAGACACCAGUGAAUACUCAAUGUUUUUUUUGCAUUUUCUUAGUGUGCCGUUCAAAAUUUUCGUGGCACACUUAGAAAGAUCUUGCGGCACACUGGUUGAGAAUCACUGCUUUAAACCGUCAAACUUGGCGAUAUACAGCGUCUUGAACUGCUGAUGAUUCUAAUCGUGCUAUAUAUUUAUCCGAAAACUCAUUAUUGUUCAUAAAAUGUUGCUCAAAGUUGAUUGGGACUAAAACUAUGCAUUUAAUAUUUUAUAUUUUUAUACAUUUAUCAGAUUUACUAUGCCUGGAGAAUGAUUUUUUUAUUUACCUGGAUGUUCAGGGAACAGAGAGGUCUGUAACCCGAACUGUUAGCACUAGUUAGCAUCUAUUUAAGCUAUGUGACCUUACCGUAUGUGGCAGAAACAUUGGUAGUUGAAACAUCUGUAAACUAUGAAAUUUGGUGUUCGAUAAAACCUGAAUUGUGACAGAACCCACUGAUGUAUGUGACAGGGACCAGUCGUGUAUGUGACAGAGAUCACUGGUGUGGUGUGUGACGGGGACCACUGGUGUAUGUGACAGAGACCACUGGUGUGUGUGACGGGGGAGUAGUGGUGUGUGUAACAUGGACCAGUGUUGUAUGGGACAGGGAACAGUGGUGUAUGGGACGGGGAACUGGUGUAUGUGAGAGAGACCACUGGUGUGUGUGUGUGACGGGGACCACUGGUGUAUGUGACAGAGACCACUGGUGUGUGUGACGGGGGAGUAGUGGUGUGUGUAACAUGGACCAGUGUUGUAUGGGACAGGGAACAGUGGUGUAUGGGACGGGGAACAGUGGUGUAUGUGAGAGAGACCACUGGUGUGUGUGGGCCUGGGAACACUGGUGUGUUUGAUGGGGAGCGGUGGUGUGUGUGACAAAUACCAAUGAUGUAUAUGACAGGGACUAGUAGUGUGUAAGUGACAGGAACCAGUGGUGCCAGGGACUUGUAGUGUAUGUGACAGGGACCUGUGGUGUAUGUGGCAAGGACAAGUGGUGUAUUUCAUGGACCAAUUAAUGGUGUAUGUGACAGGGACCACUGGUUUAUGGUGACAGGGACCAGUGGUGUAUAUGACAGGGACCAGUGGUGUAUGGUGACCGGGACCAGUGAUGUAUAUGUCCAGUUAUAUUUGUGGAUGUAAAUUGAUUAAAUUAGUUCAUAGGUGUGUAUUAUUUCCAGCACCAUUUGUCUGCUAAUGUUUGCGGAUGUAAAUAAUAUAAAACUAGUUCAUGGGUGUGUCUUAUUUCCAGCAUCAUUUGUCUGGUAAUGUUUCUGGAUGAAAAUAAUAUAAAAUUGUGCGUAUAAUUCUAAUUGAUGAGGGUGUCUUAUUUCCAGCACCAUUUGUCUGGUUAUAUUUGUGGAUGUAAAUAAUAUAAAAUUGUUUUGUUAUUGUUCUCACUGCCACCAUUUUAUUGUUUUUGUACAUUUUGUUUAUUUUUAUUUCUUGUUGAUUUUUUUUGUUUAAAAAUCUGUUGUGUAAUUAAUAGUCUGAGAUCUAUAUGUAUAUCAUGUAUUGUUAUAACUCUAUAACUGUAAUAAUUAUAGUCUCAAUGUGUGCUUCUGUUCAACAGCCUUCUGAUUAAAACACAGGCCCCCCAGGUUCACAAAACAUUCUCAGACUUUAGUUAAGAAUUUACUCAACUUUUAAUCACUGUUUAUGAGAAAUAUUUUUGAUCCAGAAACACAAAACUUUGCAUAUACUUUCUUAUCAAUGUAUUUGCUACAUUAAAGAAACAAAAGUUUUAUAAAGGGCUAUAUUAUAGUUAAAAUAAGAAGAACAAUUUUGAGUAAAUUCUUAACUUACGUCUGAGAAUGCUUUGUGAACAUGGGGCCAGUUCCUAUUUCGUUCCUUUUUUAUAGUUCAAAAUCUCGCUUUACUUGUCUUUACUAUACUAGGAUCUGGAAGAGUUGUUAUCAUUGACGUGUUCUGGAUGAUGUGAGGGAUUAGCCAAUGAAACGGUCUGUUACGGGAAGUUUUGGCCUUUUAAUGCACAGAACUCUGGGUAAACCACUAGAAAUGUCAACGCUGAUUGAUUAAUUAAUGUCUGACGUCAUAGGAUCAAAAGCCGCUUGUUUGACCCCAGACGUAAACUCACGUCGCUAUAACUUGUCAGAUCUUCAUGUAGUGUAGGCCAUCGAAAUUAUAAAAAAAAAAAAAAAAACGAAACGAAAUAUAGAUCAGGGCCCUGUUCCACGAAAUUUUAACUAAAGAUAAAAUCCAAAAUUUAGUAGAUACUUCAAUUUUGAUUGGCUAAGCACUUAAAUCAAUCUAAUAUUAACCAAUCAAAUUACUAAAAUUUGGAUUUUAUCUUAGUUAAAAUUUCGUGAAAUAGGCCCCUGUAUUUUAAUCAGAUUGGUUUAAUAGGGGCCCAAGGAAUUGGAUAUAGUAUAAUACUUGUAGUUUAUUUUAAACACCAUUCAUUCAUUAAGCCUAAAAUAUAAGUUUUUACAUCGUCUGGUUGUUGAAACUAUCUGAGAUUUGGUGAAUCUGUUCAUGAGUAAAGAUGUAGAAGUUUUAAGAUUCUAUACGAAUUUUACACAUAGCUUGUAGCCUGAGAUUUUGGUGAAUCUGUUAAUUUUACACAUUAUAGCUUGUAGCCUGAAUGGGACCAAGAGACGACCUGAGAUUUUGGUGAAUAUGUUUGUCUGUGUAGAUGUUCUAGGGUUCUAUACGAAUUUUACACAUUAUAGCUUGUAGCCUUGAUGGUGCCAAGUUUUUUUCAAGGAGUUCAGUGGAAAUUGACUGUGCAAAAUUCUUUUGUUUCUAAGCAGACUUGCAGGAAAAUCCCAAUAUGUUCCUUUAACUUUUUUCUGUUAUUCAUCACUGCCAACGUUUUUAUAUUUUAAGACGUUUCUAUGGAAACUCAAUAUAUUUUUAUUAUAAUUUACAUCUUGCUAUAUAAAAUAUUUUAACAUA